AUGUCCAAGCGGAGGCCAAUGACGACUGGCGUUCCUCAGGGGUUGGAGACAGAUGAAGAGAAACGUCACAAAAUUGCCAGUGAACUUCUGCAAACAGAAAAAGCCUACGUUAGCCGACUUGACCUCCUAGAUGGGGUAUUCUAUUCCAGACUCCUUGAGGAAGCCAACAGAGGUUCAUUUCCAGCUGAAGUGAUUAACAAAAUAUUUUCUAAUAUUUCAUCGAUAAAUGCCUUCCACAGUAAAUUCUUACUUCCAGAACUUGAGAAAAGAAUGCAAGAAUGGACUACCACGCCCCGAAUUGGAGAUAUUCUGCAAAAGUUAGCUCCUUUCCUCAAGAUGUAUGGAGAGUAUGUGAAGAAUUUUGAUAAUGCAAUGGAGUUGGUGAAAACAUGGACUGAACGGUCACCCCAAUUCAAAUUCAUUAUUCAAGAUAUUCAGAAGGAAAAAGUGUGUGGAAAUUUGACAUUGCAACAUCACAUGCUAGAACCAGUACAACGCAUUCCACGCUACGAGAUGCUUCUAAAGGAUUACCUAAGGAAAUUGCCUCAGGAUUCUCUAGACUGGAAAGAUGCUGAAAAAUCCCUGGAAAUUAUAUCCACUGCAGCAAGUCACUCUAAUAGUGCAAUAAGAAAAAUGGAGAAUUUAAAGAAAUUGUUAGAGAUAUAUGAAAUGUUGGGAGAAGAGGAAGACAUUGUGAACCCUUCAAAUGAACUGAUAAAAGAAGGACAGAUCCUUAAACUUGCUGCUCGCAAUACAUCUGCUCAAGAACGGUAUCUUUUCCUAUUUAACAAUAUGUUGCUCUACUGCGUCCCCAAAUUCAGCCUGGUAGGAUCAAAGUUCUCGGUUCGAACCAGAGUCGGCAUAGAUGGUAUGAAGAUUAUAGAAACUCAUAAUGAAGAAUAUCCACACACUUUUCAAGUGUCCGGAAAAGAGCGAACACUGGAGUUGCAGGCCAGUUCUGAACAAGAUAAGGAAGAAUGGAUAAAGGCGCUUCAAAAUACUAUAGAAGCUUUUCAGCAGAGGAAUGAAACUUUCAGAAAUGCUAUUGCUAAAGAAUAUGAAGACAUGCCUGUUGAGGUUUCUAAUGCUGAGCUUGGGAAGAGAGCACCGAGGUGGAUACGAGACAACGAAGUAACCAUGUGCAUGAAAUGCAAGGAGCCCUUCAAUGCACUGACAAGGAGAAGGCACCACUGCCGAGCAUGUGGACAUGUGGUUUGCUGGAAAUGUUCUGAUUAUAAGGCACAUCUCGAAUAUGAUGGCAAUAAAUUGAACAAAGUCUGUAAGGACUGCUAUCAUGUUAUAAUUGGUUGUACAGAUAGUGAAGAAAAGAAGAAGAAAGGGAUCUUGGAGAUUGAAUCUGCAGAAGUCUCUGGAAAUAGCGUAAUAUGUAGCUUUCUUCAGUACAUGGAAAAAUCAAAGCCCUGGCAGAAAGCAUGGUGUGUUAUACCUAAACAGGAAGCUCUUGUGCUGUACAUGUAUGGUGCUCCACAGGACGUUAAAGCUCUGGCUACCAUUCCACUUCUGGGCUAUGCAGUAGAUGACACUCCAAGAAGUGCUGACCUCCCACACAGCUUCAAACUGACCCAGUCUAAGUCUGUGCACAGCUUUGCUGCGGACAAUGAGGAACUAAAACAGAAAUGGCUAAAAGUUAUCCAUUUAGCUGUCAAAGGUGAGACGCCAGAAUGUCAAAAUGAACUGCAAGUGAAUUUAGAAGAGCAGCCUGAAUCUUCUAAAACAUUUGAAUGCUGAAGCUCAAGAACACAUGGUAUUUUUAAAAUAUUUCAAUUGAAUUCGUGGUUAAC
Tauraco erythrolophus (red-crested turaco) is the source of this 1802-nucleotide messenger RNA. The record is from RefSeq and is a predicted model, not a curated record. NCBI's taxonomy places the organism in Eukaryota, Metazoa, Chordata, Aves, Musophagiformes, Musophagidae.